Messenger RNA from Aspergillus chevalieri, 3639 nucleotides. RefSeq lists its product as uncharacterized. NCBI's taxonomy places the organism in Eukaryota, Fungi, Ascomycota, Eurotiomycetes, Eurotiales, Aspergillaceae. Bases 1 to 3639 code for a protein of 1212 amino acids. The transcript has a single exon. The record is from RefSeq and is a predicted model, not a curated record. Gene Ontology annotation, molecular function: protein binding.
AUGUCUAAUAACCCAUCCAAGGCUAAUAUAUUCUACAGUCUCCCUCCUGAUAAAAUAAUCAAGCCCCCGGAAUUUCCGCCGCGGCCUGACUUAUUCGACGAAGUCCAAUGGGCUCCGUACAUCUCUCCCGAGAAUGCAAAGCUCGCCCGUCAGCUUUGGGAACUUCCGGACUCGAUCCUUGGCAGUGUGACCAGUCGAAAUGGCCGUUUCCAUCCCCGCCCUGCCACAGCAAUGGAUGCCUUGGCGUAUAAUGUCUAUGAGCAUCUGAUGCAACAGCACAUGAUCCCACCUUCGCAAGAUGACUGGGAGCAAAGAUGGAGAGACACCACGCUUCACAACAAAACUUGGUCAGUCGAGGAAAUCUUCAAUCCUGCAAAGGGGUUACAUGCGCAAUACUCGGACGGCCCGAUCCUGGUACAGGGACACGGUGUAUUAAGCGCACCAUAUUGGACUGUGGCCAGACUGAAAGCAGAGCUACACAGCCGCGGACUGGAUGCUUCGGGACGCUCAGCGGACCUUCGAAGGCGUCUGCACGACCACGAGCGCCGAUCCCGGGGGCAUACUUUUUUACCGAAAAGCGAUCUCUCGCAUUGGGGAGUGAAUAGAAACGACAACUUUACAUUCAAACUCUCGGUGACGAACGCCCUCAAGCCUCUUGACAUGUAUACCUGGGCCAUCAUGUUGAGUCCCUACAACCCUGCCUAUUGGCUGAGCCGGGCUUACUGCUAUUAUUUGCAAGCGUUUUUCGACCUCGCAAUUGGCGACGCCUAUCGAGCACAACUUCUCUGUGAAGUACUGAACGAUGUUCGGCAGCGAAACCGCCAGCCUGGGCUCUAUCUGCGAAUCUGGAACGCGAUUGAACAACAUAUCCUGGCAGAUGCUCGGAAUGACAACGAUUCAACUAAGUGGGAGACUGAGACGCUACGGGGAGUGAACGGAAUUAACUCCUUUGUAGCUACCAUCCGCAGAGCACUACAUAACAUAAUUAGCCUCAGUCUUGCAGCACUUGGUUCCUGGAAGGACUACAAGGUGAUGGAACAUUAUCUGCCGGAGAGAGUCAUCUUUAAGAAUGAUCGUGAUGCAAGUGUCUUCGAACGCCGAAAAAGAGUCCUAAAAGAUACGGCCAUUGAGUAUAGAGACAAACGGAGCAAGGAGCGCCUUUUCUACCACGAGGAAAAUGCCGGGAACGUCAACGGCGGAAAAGAGUAUCCGUACGAGGCAAACGAUAAAGACCGGACCACGAACGUGUCACUGGAACUCAUAAACAACAAUGCUUUCAGGGACUAUCCAAAGUGCAAAGUUCGAGCGAGUGAUGAAGACGACUCACUGUUUGUCGUCGCGACAGAGGAUAUCGAGCAAAAGACAUUGAUCUUUGCAGAGGAGCCUUCGAUCCGAGCGCACCUGGGCGUGACCCGGCUCGCAGAAGAUCAAGUUCCAUACGAGUCAAAGCCUCGAUGUGAAAAUUGCCGCAGGCCCAUCAAUGCUGCUGUUCUCGCUCGGUAUGAUAGCGAAAGCCUUGCCAUCAAGAACGGGACCCAUCCAGAAGCUUGUCCCUGUCAUCUCCUAGAGGCUAAAGAGCAUAUGUAUUUCUGUCCAGCAGAUCCGCAACAGGGAACCACAUGCCUACAGAUAGCCCAAAAGUUAUAUCAUUACCGGGCCUGUGGAAAGAAUUGGGACUGGCUACACGAUGCAAUGCGUGCUAGAAUCACGCCCUGGAAAUUGUUCCAUCACUACCCCGGUCUCGACGACUAUCUCAAGCAACAUCUAAAUAAUUAUUUGGAUUUCUUUACGCACACAAACGAGAAACACGGGACAGCCUUGAGUCUCCUCCUACGAGAAGUCUUUGAUAUCACCCUGAUGAGACGUAUGCAGACGGGCGACGCAAAUCUCAUGGCGCAUGAAAUCGACGAGCUAGCCAUGCUUGAGGAUCCCAAGUCCUGGUCCAACAGCUGGUUCCCGUUCACGUUUGCCGCAAACAUCCGCGUUCCUUUUGACAUCCUCCUGCAGCUGGGUGUCGACAUAUUCAGCGACCUAACUUUCGACACCUGGGUCAUCCAGACCGUCCUACGGAAACUGAUCAUCAACGCCGUCCCCUGGGACGAGAAAUGGCGUGGAACCGCCGAACGAGUUAAGCGAGAAGGACUUGAUAAACACGGAGAACUGCCAAGCACAGCUGAGCAGAGAGCUAUGAUAGAGCAGAAGAAGAGCUUCGACGUGUUUGAUUCGGACUUCCAAACGCUAUACGUGUUCUCUGGGUUUAGCUUGUUCAACCACGCCUGUAACUACCGAGGACACAAUGCAAACUGGGGAUAUGACAAGGAGGUCCCGAAUCGUAUUCUCGUGUGGGCUGCUGAGGAUAUCCCAAAGGGCACCGAGAUACGCAUCCCAUACAAGUUCAGGCCGAUGUCUUCUAUGUCUGCGCGCCGUAUCCUCGGGAAGGAUUGCCAGUGUCCUCGCUGCUGUGACGGCUACGACUCGAGCGAAGAAGACGAUGAUUCCGAUGACGAGCACUACGACCAGAACAACGGCCAGAACUAUUCCCAGAAUUAUGCCCAGGAUUAUGACGAGGAUUAUGACCAGAACUACACCAUGGACUAUGCCCUGAACUGCGCCCGUCACUACGCCCAUAACUACAACCACCACAACGAUAGCCCGCCCUACGGCCCUCCUGAAGAAAGAGAAGGUGACACAGAAAGCCUCCUCACCGAAGAACUCGAGCACCUAGAAAGAAGCAACACCUCCGCACGAAUCCUACGCGAAGGCAGCGGCCCAAAUGGACCUCCUAGCGUCAACCAAUUACUCUCCAACCCGUACGAGCCGGAGCGGCCGCGGUCUUCGCAAAUCUCGCCAAUCACAGAGCAGGCACAACAAGCAGAGAAUAUACAGUUUGUGGAAUCGUCGCCACGACAGCAGUCAUCGGAAUCGCAGUCAUCACAGCAAUCAAGUCCUUCGGGACCAUCAGAUUCAGCACGGGCUAUGUUUCCACCACCACGACCACGAGCGCAACUAAGACAAACACACCCCAGGCCGUUGCCACCAGGCCUUAAGACGAAGAUCACUUGCCCUAAUCGUCUGUCCCAAGAGUGGCAAGCUGCUUAUUAUGCCUCUAUGUCCAAGUCCGCAUCGGGUAUUAGGGCGAAGAACUCGAAUAUUUUGACAAGGUCGAAUAUGAGGAAUUUGAUGGCGAAUACUCCGAGUAGUCCGCGUGUUUCAAGUUCUCUGAGCCGUUCGGGUAGUGACUCGAAUCCGGAUCCGUAUCGCUAUCCACCCCAUGAUCCGAGUCGGGACCAUAAUCGAGACCGGGACUCGGACCCUCACGCGGAUCACGGCCAGGGCCAGGGUCAACAUCAGGAUCGCUACACAGAAUACCAAUACCAGGACCAAAGUCAGGAUUAUGGUCAGGAUCAGGGUCGCGACCAAGAUCAAAAUCAAAGUCAAAACCAGGAUCAGGACCAAAGCCAGAGUCAAAACCAAGGCCAAAAACGGGGUGAGAACCAGAGUCAGACCGAGAGCCAAAGUCAAGACCAGGACCGAAAUCAAGCUGUGACCCAGACUCAAGAUCACCGUGAGACCCAGAGUCGAAAACGAAAGGAUCCUUCUGUAAUUAAUCGCUUUGCGAAGCUUUUGAGACGAUAUUAA